AUGUCGAGGAGCGUCUUGCGCCAGUCUGGCCGCAUUGCUGGUGCCCUAUCUGCAUCGGGCAGAAUAGCUGCAUCCCGUGUCGUCACCCCUGCACCUCUCAAUGCUGCCUCAAAACAAGUCCGAUCAUACGCUGCUGAUGCCAAAGCAUCUCCCACCGAAGUUUCCUCCAUCCUCGAGCAAAGAAUCCGUGGUGUGCAAGAGGAAGCUGGCCUCGCCGAGACCGGCCGCGUCCUGUCCGUCGGUGACGGUAUUGCCCGUGUCCAUGGCAUGAGCAAUGUCCAGGCCGAGGAGUUGGUCGAGUUUGCCUCUGGUGUCAAGGGAAUGUGCAUGAACUUGGAAGCCGGUCAAGUCGGUGUCGUGCUUUUCGGUUCGGAUCGUCUUGUCAAAGAAGGAGAAACCGUCAAGCGAACUGGCCAGAUUGUCGAUGUCCCUGUCGGUCCGGCUUUGCUUGGCCGUGUUGUCGACGCUCUGGGCCAGCCAAUCGAUGGCAAAGGCCCCAUCCAAGCCGCUGAGAGACGUCGUGCUCAAUUGAAGGCUCCUGGUAUUCUUCCUCGACGAUCUGUCAACCAGCCCGUCCAGACCGGUCUCAAAUCUAUCGACGCAAUGGUGCCUAUUGGACGUGGUCAGCGUGAAUUGAUUAUUGGCGAUCGUCAAACCGGAAAAACUGCCGUUGCUCUCGACGCCAUGUUGAACCAGAAGAGAUGGAACAACGGCAAUGACGAGACCAAGAAACUUUACUGCGUUUACGUCGCUGUUGGUCAAAAACGAUCUACCGUUGCUCAACUUGUCAAGACCCUCGAAGAAAACGACGCCAUGAAGUACUCUAUUGUUGUCGCUGCCACCGCCUCCGAGGCAGCCCCUCUGCAAUACAUUGCUCCUUUCACUGGCACUGCAAUCGGAGAAUACUUUAGGGACAACGGAAUGCAUGCUCUCUUGAUCCUAGACGAUCUCAGCAAGCAGGCCGUUGCGUAUCGUCAAAUGUCUCUGCUGCUCCGCCGACCUCCUGGGCGUGAGGCCUAUCCUGGUGAUGUGUUCUACCUCCACUCCCGACUUCUGGAACGAGCUGCCAAGAUGAACGACAAGCACGGUGGUGGCUCUCUGACUGCUCUCCCCGUCAUUGAGACCCAGGGUGGUGAUGUGUCUGCCUACAUUCCUACCAACGUUAUUUCGAUCACCGAUGGCCAGAUUUUCUUGGAGGCCGAGCUGUUCUACAAGGGUGUCCGACCUGCGAUCAACGUCGGUCUGUCUGUGUCACGUGUGGGCUCUGCUGCGCAGCUGAAGGCCAUGAAGCAAGUUGCCGGUUCCUUGAAACUCUUCUUGGCCCAAUACCGAGAAGUGGCUGCAUUCGCGCAAUUCGGUUCCGAUCUUGAUGCCGCAACCAAGCAAACUCUGAGCCGUGGUGAACGUCUGACGGAGCUCUUGAAGCAGAAGCAAUAUAGCCCCAUGGCUGUCAACGAAAUGGUUCCCCUCAUCUAUGCUGGUGUCAACGGUCACCUGGACUCUGUCCCCGUCGGCAAGAUCUUGCAAUGGGAAGCUGACUUCCUCGCACACUUGAAGAGCAACCACCCCGAAAUUCUUGCUAAGAUCGACAAGGAGGGUCAAUUGAGCAAGGAUCUCGAGCAACAAUUGAAGGAGGUGAUUGUCAACUUUACCAAGAAUUUCUCAUAG
Messenger RNA from Fonsecaea pedrosoi CBS 271.37, 1668 nucleotides. RefSeq names its product ATP synthase subunit alpha, mitochondrial. Gene Ontology annotation, biological process: proton transmembrane transport; proton motive force-driven ATP synthesis. Bases 1 to 1668 code for a protein of 555 amino acids. Gene Ontology annotation, molecular function: ATP binding; proton-transporting ATP synthase activity, rotational mechanism; ADP binding. Lineage: Eukaryota; Fungi; Ascomycota; Eurotiomycetes; Chaetothyriales; Herpotrichiellaceae. The record is from RefSeq and is a predicted model, not a curated record. The transcript has 5 exons.